This is a messenger RNA of Glarea lozoyensis ATCC 20868, 1323 nucleotides long. Its product is annotated as WD40 repeat-like protein. Gene Ontology annotation, biological process: regulation of gene expression. The transcript is spliced from 7 exons. Gene Ontology annotation, molecular function: histone binding. Lineage: Eukaryota; Fungi; Ascomycota; Leotiomycetes; Helotiales; Helotiaceae. The record is from RefSeq and is a predicted model, not a curated record. Gene Ontology annotation, cellular component: nucleus; cytoplasm; Rpd3L-Expanded complex. Bases 1 to 1323 code for a protein of 440 amino acids.
AUGGCACCUGAACCUGUAGACAUCGACAUGGAAGUCAACCGCACCGAGAUCGAUGAAGGAGAUGCUGAACAAAAGAUUAUCAAUGAAGAAUAUAAAACGUGGAAAAAGAAUAGCCCUUUCCUCUAUGAUAUGAUCUUGAGCACUGCGCUCGAAUGGCCUACUUUGACAACCCAGUGGUUUCCGGACGUCAAAGAGCCGGCUGGUAAGAACUUCACAAUCCACCGACUUCUCAUUGGUACACAUACCUCGAAUGGCGCUCAAAACUAUCUCCAAAUCGCAAAUGUCGAGUUACCAAAGAACAUCACUCCCAAUCCCCACGACUAUGAUGAAGAGAGGGGAGAAAUUGGUGGUUAUGGGAAUUCAGCGUCUGGGGAGCAGCCAGCUAUAAAAAUGAACAUUGAGCAAAAGAUUGAUCACCCCGGAGAAGUCAACAAGGCCAGAUACCAGCCACAAAAUCCCAACAUAAUUGCUACAAUGUGUGUGGAUGGCCGAGUACUUAUUUUUGAUCGCACAAAGCAUAGCAGUAUUCCAAAAGGUGUUGUCAACCCCCAAGCGGAGCUCAUUGGGCAUAAGAAGGAAGGGUUUGGUCUCAGUUGGAACCCGGAUCCAGCCCAAGCUGGGAAGCUUGCCACUGGAGGGGAAGAUCGUACAGUACGCUUGUGGGACCUGAAAACAAUCUCCUCGUCAAACAACCACAUCAAAGCUUCGCGUGUUUACACACAUCACACCGCCGUGGUUAACGACGUUCAAUACCAUCCAACGCACAGAUCACUUAUCGGAUCUGUAUCCGAUGAUCUCACUCUCCAGAUAUUAGAUGUCAGGCAGGCGUCGAAUAGUAAGUCUGCCCAGCAGGGCGAGAAUGGCCACUUGGACGUCAUAAAUGCACUAGCAUUCAACCCUGCCUCGGAAUUUAUUCUGGCAACUGCAUCAGGCGACAAGACCAUUGGUAUCUGGGAUAUGAGAAACCUCAAAGACAAACUGCAUGCUUUGGAAGGUCAUACAGAAGCCGUGACUUCACUUGCAUGGCAUCCACACGAAGAGGCUGUCCUGGGAAGUGCUAGUUAUGAUCGUAGGGUUAUUUUCUGGGAUCUCAGCCGCGUAGGCGAGGAGCAGCUACCCGAUGAUCAAGAAGACGGGCCACCUGAGUUGCUAUUCAUGCAUGGCGGACACACAAAUCACAUGGCUGAUUUUAGCUGGAAUCUUAACGAGCCCUGGGUGGUUUGUAGCGCUGCUGAAGACAACAUGAUACAAAUCUGGAAGGUGGCUGAAGCGAUAGUGGGCAAGGAUCUUGAUGAUGUUCCGAUGGACGAGUUAGAGAGAUGA